CUAUGGUGUUUCUCGCAUUGUCAUUAACAUCAAGAACAAAAUGGCCGCGCUCAGAGCAGUUGUAAAGCUCAACCCAAGAAUCGUGUGUCCGCUGGUAAAUCAGGUACGAUACCGGCGGAUUCGUGGGCGAAACCCAAGAGAGCCUCAUCUUGAAAAGAAGAUGAUUUUGGAAGUCUGCAAGCCUAUCAUACCGCGCCGCUCAGAGCCGGAUUGGGAGAGAUGCGGCAUGGCCAAACGUAUUGAUGUCGAAAGAGAGCCACACCCAUACAAUAGAGUCAGAGCAAACAUUCUCCGUAAUGAGCUACACGAAGCUAAGCUCAUUUUCUUCAUGCAUGAAAACCCAUCCACCAGGGAAGAUAGGAUAAAAGUGCACAACAUGCUGUUCAAAAAGAACUAUUUUCUCAAGGCUUACAACAAUGAAACAGUACGCCUAGCCAUUCGGGGCACCAAGUUUGAAUCUGCAACGCCUUUCACGCUGUCUCGAAAUGCCCUCAUCCUAAGUCCUGAAGUAGACGUGGCAACAUUCUUCAAGUUGUCCAGGAAGAUGCCGCAGUUCAUACUCCUCGCUGGCAUUGUCCAUGGACGUUUCCUCAGUAGGGACGAACUGCAGUGGUUGAGCACAGUGCCAAACAUCGAGUACCUUCAAGGACAGACGUGUGCAAUCCUUGCAUCAAUGGCAUCAAGGACUCUCCAGAUCACAUCCCACCACCAGACUAAGUUAUCCCAACUUCUAGCAAGCCAUGCCAAUCCUCCCGCAAAUCCUGGCAAGGAAAGCGCGGCUAAUGACGAAGCACCAGCCCAAUCUUCAUAAUGGAACUGUAAUGCGUGCAUAGCGCAUAGUAAAUAUUUUACGAUGUUGCCA
This is a messenger RNA of Rhipicephalus microplus (southern cattle tick), 862 nucleotides long. It is a transcript of the gene mRpL10, whose product is annotated as mitochondrial ribosomal protein L10. The record is from RefSeq and is a predicted model, not a curated record. NCBI's taxonomy places the organism in Eukaryota, Metazoa, Arthropoda, Arachnida, Ixodida, Ixodidae.